AUUUUCAAUUCUCCAUCUUCAAGCAGGACUCGUCUUCCUCUUCUUCGGUCUUCCUCUCAUUCUCUGAGAAACAGAACAACCAUAUUCCAAAGAACAUCAAGAUGGACGGAAUUUGCAUCGAAGAUAGCACGACGACCGACUCCACCACUUCCCCCCUGAACCCCUCCUUGAAGUCACCCCCGGAGAGCGUGGUCUUGGACUCGGACAGCGGGCCAGAGAUCGAGUCGAGGAAACUCCCAUCAUCUCGAUACAAGGGGGUUGUCCCACAGCCCAACGGCCGGUGGGGCGCCCAAAUCUACGAGAAGCACCAGAGGGUCUGGCUCGGGACAUUCAAUGAAGAGCACGAGGCUGCCCGGGCCUAUGACGUGGCGGUCCAGCGGUUCCGUGGCCGGGAUGCGGUCACCAACUUCAAGCCCUUGUCUGAGACCGAGGAUUCGGAGCUGGAGUCUGCCUUCUUGAGCUCCCACUCGAAGGACGAGAUAGUGGACAUGCUGCGGAAGCACACGUACAAGGACGAGCUCGAGCAGAGCAAGAGGAACUUUUGCUCGGCUGGCGGAGAGGGAACUUGCCAGGGAGCCAAGGGUUUAGGUCCAUCCCAUGUGGGGAAGGCCCGGGAGGUGCUCUUCGAGAAGGUGGCGACACCGAGCGAUGUGGGGAAGCUGAAUAGGCUCGUGAUCCCAAAGCAGCACGCCGAGCGGCACUUCCCCGCGAACAGCUCUACGGCCUCAAAGGGGCUGCUCCUCAACUUCGAGGACAGAGCAGGAAGGGUGUGGAGGUUUCGGUACUCGUACUGGAACAGCAGUCAGAGCUACGUGCUCACCAAAGGGUGGAGCCGGUUCGUGAAGGAGAAGGGCCUGAAGGCCGGAGAAGUGGUCUGCUUCCAGCGGUCAACUGGGCCUGACAAGCAGCUGUACAUAGAGAGCAGGCCGAGGUGCAACACGCCAGCAGGCCCGACUAGCUCAUCCCCGGCCGGCCAGCCAGUGCAGAUGGUUCGGAUAUUCGGAGUGAAUAUCUUCAAGUUGCAAGGCAAUGGUGGUGGAAAUCCUGUAGAUAGUAAUGGUGGUAGUCGUAGUAGUAGUGUAAGUGUUAGUGGAGCUGCAGGUUGCAGUAAGGGGAAUAAGAGAAUUAGGGAGGUAGAUUUGCUGUCAAUGGAGUGCAGCAAGAAACAGACGGUCAUUGGAGCCUUGUAACAGUCGUUUUUCACUUUUUUUUUUGCUUUGCAACCUUUUCUCUGUCUUUUUUGGUUUUAAUACUUUUUUUUUUUUAAUUUUGGAAUCUUGUAGAUUUGUAUGAAAGGGGGAAAUGGGGAGGAAGGUGUAGUAGGGGAGUGAUUUGCAAUUUUGCAUGCAAGUUGCAAGAUGGGUGUUGGGGGAAAGGAAUUGUAUAUUCCAAGACAAAAGGGCCGCAUGGACAGCUGAAAUUAGGUUCAGGGAAAAAAAGAAAAGCAAAGAAAGAACGAUAAAAAAAUGUGAAGGGGAAAGCAAAAGAAAGAAAUGGAUUACUGUCAAUUUAUGAUCUUUCUUCAUUAGCUAAGCUUUUGAUUUAUCACCGAGGUCUAGUGGCUGAUGAUAACAGCUAAUCGGGUGAUCAGUUUUCUUAA
Messenger RNA from Punica granatum (pomegranate), 1600 nucleotides. The record is from RefSeq and is a predicted model, not a curated record. Lineage: Eukaryota; Viridiplantae; Streptophyta; Magnoliopsida; Myrtales; Lythraceae.